Caenorhabditis briggsae is the source of this 1737-nucleotide messenger RNA. The transcript is spliced from 10 exons. Gene Ontology annotation, biological process: fatty acid metabolic process. Gene Ontology annotation, molecular function: medium-chain fatty acid-CoA ligase activity. The record is from RefSeq and is a predicted model, not a curated record. Lineage: Eukaryota; Metazoa; Nematoda; Chromadorea; Rhabditida; Rhabditidae. The coding region runs from base 1 to 1737 and encodes 578 amino acids.
AUGGCUGACUUUUUCCAGCAAACUUUUUGUAUUGACUACAAUGGUUGGGUUACGGGAGUCUCAAAAGCUCCGCCCCCAAAACAAAUCGAUUUCGAUUCGCAAACGAUACCACAAUUGAUCUAUACAAAAGCUGAAAUGGAUCGUGUUGCGGCGGUAUUUGAUGCUGAAAAACAGUCGCUAACAUUUUCGAAAAUUGUAUCUGAAAUGGAAUCUCUAGCUGCUGGAUUUCUAUCGAUUGGGUUGAAACAAGGAGAUCGAGUUCUUGUCGCUGGAAGCAAUCAUUCACAGGUAAUGCUCUGCGCCUUGGCAUGUUCUCGAGCUGGAUUGGUCUUCUCUCUGGCUAAUCCCAACUACUCCAACAGUUUUUCGCUGAAACGAGCACUUGAAUUGGGAGAAUUUCAAUGCAUCAUUUGCUUCCGUGCUCAUCAAUACGAGGCAGAUCACCUCAACAAUUUGCUUCUAGAAAUUGCUCCAGAGAUAAUGAGAUCGAGAAAAGGACAGCUGAAAAGUGAACUGCUUCCGAAAUUGACUCAUGUCAUUUUGGCUGAGGAAGAGCAUAAGCAUGCCGGAACUUUCACUCUGUCCGAAGUUUUCCUGAAAUCCUCCAAAGACAAAAUCGCAAAAUUGCCGGAUUUUUCAAAAUGGUCCAGUCAUAAACUCGCAUGCCUUCAAUUUACAUUGGGAACCACUGGAGCACCAAAACUGAUCUCCCUGUCUCACUAUCAAAUGUUGAACGGAGCGAGAGCCGUGGCAGCGGCUUUUGGAAUCAACGAUAAGAGCGCAUUUAAAAAUACUAUAUUCCAGCACGUCCUAGCUUGUGCUCUUCCAAUUUUCCGAAUCGCCAUUUUCAACCUAGUCUGCCUUUCGCCAUUCCUCACUGAAUGCCGAAUUGUUUUCCCAGAUGCCACGCCCCUUCCGAAGAAUUUGUUCUCAAGUGUCAGUAAAUACAAAUGUACAACUCUUCUGUCUAAUGGAGCAGCUUUGCGACUUCUUCUAAAAAUUAGUCAGACUCAGAGAGUCAAACUAUCGGCGCUUGAGAAUAUUUUAUUGAUUGGGGAUCGCGUAUCAAAGGAAGUGCUGAAAUUGAUCAAAUUGCAAGCUGAAAAUGUUAAAAUCAUUGCGGUCGGCUACCUACUAACAGAGACCGGAUCGAUACCUUUAAUGGGAGAUCAAAAUUCGGAUUUCACUCGAAAUGUGGGAAAAGCGAUUGCCGGUUACGAGGCUCAUCUGAUACCUCUUGAUGGGUCUGAAAAUCAAGUGGAGACGGGAAAAUUGGGCAAACUAUUGAUUCGGGUUUACUAUGGAUCCACAUUUAUGGGAUACGCACCGGAUACAAAGGGAAAAGAGAAAUGGGUGGACACUGGUGAUAUCGCACGAAUGGAUGAAAACGGAGCGAUUGAGGUUGUCGCGAAUGAGGAGGAUUUGAUCUACGACAAAAAUAAUUGUCUAGUGGAGCACUGGAAUUUGGAACGUCUUCUGAAUCAGAAUGACUUGAUAAAAGGUGUUCAGGUGGUGUCACGUGGCAGAGGACAACCGGUAACGGCGGUUUGUGUAGCUAGAAGUACACAAUUCCACGCGGCAAAACUCAAGGACGAGCUGAAGAGCAUGUGUAGAUCACAUCAUUUUGUCGCUCCUGACGCCUUCGCCUUCGUUGACGACUUCCCCCGAGUGCAUACCAAAAUUCAGAAGUUCCGAAUUCGUGCAAUGCUGGAAAGCGGUCAAAUCGCUGUAUUCUAA